This is a messenger RNA of Clunio marinus, 267 nucleotides long. The record is from the annotation of a GenBank genome assembly. Lineage: Eukaryota; Metazoa; Arthropoda; Insecta; Diptera; Chironomidae.
AUGUCUACGAUGAGAUUGCGACUUAUAAAUGUUGAAUUUACGUUUAAAAUCUAUAAAACCAAUGGUUAUUUGAAACUUUUGUUCGCGUUUCAAAUGUCUUUACUGAUCACAACCGUUAUUGAUGGUAAGUUUAUGGACUUUUAUGCCCUUGUAACUUUUCUGCCUCUUGAUAAUAUUUUUGACGUCCUCCAGAGAGAAUUCUAUGAAAUGACGAGACUUAUUUUGCUUCCCAUCCAUUCUAUCAGACCUUCCUUAAGAGAAGGGUAG